AUGAUCCAAAAUGCUUUAAUUAAUUUCGAUCCAUAUCUGACAUUGGGAGUGGAUAAGGGAGCUUCACAAAAAGAUAUCAAGAAGGCAUAUUAUGAUUUGGUAAAGAAGUACCAUCCUGAUGUGAACAAAGAGAAAGAUACAGAGAAAAAAUUCCAUAAGAUCCAAGAAAGUUAUGAAUUGUUGAGUGAUAAGGAAAAGAGAGCCCAGUAUGAUCAAUUUGGAGCCAACGGAUUUGAUGAACAUGGAAAUACUAAUCCUUUUGCAGGUGGUAAUCCAUUUGGUCAAGGUAACCCAUUUGGAGGAAAUCCAUUUGGAGGUGCAGCUGGUGGAGGAAAUCCAUUUGGAGGGUUUGGGUUUGAAGAUUUAUUUAGAGAUGCCUUUAGAGGAGCUGGUGAACAAGGUAGACAAGGAUCAUAUUCACGUGGAGGAGCACCUUUUAUGGAACAUGUAGGUGAUGAUGUUGAAGUGUUCAAAACGAUUUCAUUCAAAGAUGCUAUUUUCGGUACUAAAGUUAAGGUCAAUUAUAAAGCCAUUGAUAGUUGUAAUACUUGUGAGGGAACUGGGUUAAAGACUGGGAAGAAGAAAUCUACUUGUCCUACAUGUCAUGGUACUGGUAUGCAAUCACAUCUGGUUGGAGGCUUCCAUAUGGCUUCUACCUGUAAUUCAUGUGGAGGUUCAGGGGUUACUGUGAAAGCUGGUGAUGAAUGUGGAUCAUGUCAUGGUAAAGGUGUGGAAGAGACUACAAAGACCGCAGAAAUCGAUUUACCACCAGGUAUUGGUGAAGGUACCAGAUUAAGAGUACCAGGGAAAGGUGAUGCACCAAUGUUUGUCACCAAGGAUCAAUUCAAUCGUAUUAAGAAUGGUGAUUUGAUUAUUCGCGUAAGGGUUGAGAAAGAUCCAAACUUUACACGUCAAAAUAACAACAUUACUUAUAAUCAUGAAAUAUUGAUGACCACUGCUGCUCUUGGAGGAGAAAUCAUUGUCCCCACUAUUGAUGGUGAAAAGAUUAGAUUGAAGGUAAGACCUGGUGUUCAAAACGGUAGAGUUUUAACGGUUCCAAAUAAAGGUGUACCUAUCAAUCGUAAUGUGAAUAAUAGAGGUGAUAUGGAUAUUGUAUUGAAUGUUAAGACCCUUGUUCCUGAAACACCCAUUCAAACAGCCUUAUUGGAAGCAUUAGCUGAAUCUUACAAUGAUACCGAAGCUAAAAGAACAGAUGAAUCUACUUUAAAGAAUGACUCUGAAAAUGUCGAUCAAUCCAUUGACGAAAGUGAAUUACAUCCUUCAAGAUUAAAGAAGAUCAGUCAUCUUUUAGGCAAGUUUUUCAACAAGGAGGAAAAGAAAUGA
This is a messenger RNA of Lizanozyma spartinae, 1344 nucleotides long. RefSeq names its product Mdj1p (gene MDJ1). The transcript is spliced from 2 exons. The coding region runs from base 1 to 1344 and encodes 447 amino acids. Gene Ontology annotation, cellular component: cytoplasm. Gene Ontology annotation, molecular function: ATP binding; heat shock protein binding. The record is from RefSeq and is a predicted model, not a curated record. Gene Ontology annotation, biological process: protein refolding; response to heat. NCBI's taxonomy places the organism in Eukaryota, Fungi, Ascomycota, Pichiomycetes, Serinales, Debaryomycetaceae.